AUGAUGAUCGGCGUAAAUAGUAUACUCGAUUAUCUUGAGUUAAAUACGCCUUCUAAUAAACGUGAUAUUGGAGAAUUAAUUCGUAAUCAGCGUCAAAAUAAUUCUAAAACUUCUUCAUCAACAAAGCUCAAUCAUCUUAUAAUCGAUGUCGACACAACAUUAGAACGUCUCUAUGGUGGUUUUUAUCCCGAUUGGUUAGCUGGUGGUGAAUGGUCACAUCUCUACUCAUACGUAUUAUCAUUACUUAAAACAUGUCAAGAAUUAUCAUUAUGUCUUAUAUUUUGUUUCGAUGGUACAUUGUAUCGUUCUGGACAAUCUCAAUGGUAUUAUGAACAAUUACAACAUCGAAAAAAAGUGAAUCAAAUAUUUAAACAUUUAAAACAAAAUAAAUCUGGUUUACCACGUCGUCAAUUAUGGUUAUCACCGCCAGCAUUUCAAUUAUGUUUCCGAAUUAUUUUACGUGAAAUAAAUUCAUCUCAUUUUAUUAUGUAUCAAACUUGGGGCUAUGGUCAGUGCCAACAUCAAGAACAGAUUAAGAACUAUGCUAGACAAUAUAAUCAAAAUUUAAUUGGCAUUGUUUCGUCUGACAUUGAAUUUUUAUUUUCUCCAAAACUCAAUAAUGAGAAUAUAUUAUUGAAAUAUUUUUCUUCGAAAAAUUUUAAAUUAUCAUUAAAAGGAAAAUUAACACUUGUGGAAAUUAAAUUAAAUCAGUUAAAAGAUAAAUUCUCUCUUGAUACUAAACAAUUUUCUCUUUUACUAACAUUAUUAGGAAAUCAUAUUUUACCCUAUAGCGAUUUGAUUCAUUUUCAUAAUGAUAUAGUUCGUAAUCAAGAUAUUUCAACACCAUUAUCAAAACGUAUUUCACCACAAACAAAUGGAACUAUGUCACCACCAGUCAUCGAUUCAAUAACGUCAGAAAUAAAAGUGGACGUGUGUUCUCCUGACAAUAGCACACUUGAUGCCAGUGAAGAUCAUCAACAAACAUCACCAGUUCAUUUUUCAACGCAAUCUCGUUCUAAUGGAAAUAAUCUUUCGAUAAAUUCAACUGUUGAUCAACUCAUGCCACGUCUUGUUGAUUAUAUUCGCCAACAAAGCGUAGAUAAUGAUUUUGAUUUUGACACAAUUGCUAGCCAAAUUUUUAAACACUUAACAGAUAAUGAAGCACGCCAAACGAAAACUCAGUUAUUAAUAGAUUCUUAUCAAUAUUACUCAAACGCAAUUAGCGAAAGCCAAUCAACCACAGAUUCUUUGGAAUCAUCAGAAACAUCUAUUUGCUCUAAUUUUUCUUCUAGUCAAGUAUCUGUGAAUAAAUCAGAUGAAAAUCAAAUAUUCGAAAAUUGUUCAGGUGUGAAUAUCGAAGUAAUACGUACAGCUUUUAAUCUACACAAGCAAGGCUUAAUGAUGCCAUGGAUAUUUCAAUGUCUUUACAAACACGAAAUAACAUUUCCUGUAACUAUUGAACCAGAAAUGUGCAAUACAAUUCCAGGUGUAUGUGAAUUUUUUCGUCCAAUACGAAAAUAUGUUUAUUCGAUUUUAUUUGAUUCUAAAACAAUAAUACGUGAACAAGCUUAUAAUAGUGAACAUGGUUCUUAUUUAACAGAUAUUCAUUGUGAACAAUUAUCAUUGAAACAUACAAUUGAACAACUUUGGUUCGGUACAAAUCCCGAUGAAGAUCGUCAUUUACGAAUGAAAACAUUUUUGCAAUCAUUAUAUUAUUGUGAUUUACCUACAAUGUAUUCCAUGUCACUUGAUUAUCUUAUUUUUUUAUGUAUAUUACGUUAUAUAUAUAUGGAAUUUUUUCGUUAUUCAUCAACAUCAGGUAUUUUACAAACAUACGAAUUAAUGGCAUUUAUUUCUCAAGCCGUUCUUAUAACGGAAUUGCAACCAAAGCCAUUAAUGAAUUUACAAUCAACUAAUUUCUUAAAUCAAUACGAUCAUAUACAAAUAAUUAAUUAUGAAACUCGUCCAAUACAAUUGGCACAUCUAUUUAUGCGUGGAUUUGAAACUAUUCUAUUUGCUAAUGAAGUAUGUGGUGCACCAGUGCAUCCGAAAUAUUGUUGUCCAUCGCAUUUUUUCAAUGGAAAAUUAUUUCAUCAAAAAUAUUUACAAGCUCAAUACUAUCAACAAAAUCAAGAUUUAAUGAUUAUAUUAUGUGAUGGAAAUGCUCAUUUUGCUCAACUUGGCUCACAUUUACUUGAUAUUAUAUUGGAUCGAACACCAAAUGGAAAUUUUCAUCAUACUCCAAUGCAAAAACAACAAUAUCAAUAUCCGACAGCAGCACCACCACCACAACAGCAGCAGCAACAACGUGCUUUGAAAAAUCCAUCUCGGCAGGGACAACCACUUGUAGCGAAUUCGACACGUACACUGAUGCGUAACAAUAAUAAACCAUCAACAAAAAAUGAAUUAAAUAAUCAACAGCAAACACCAAUUUCAAAUUUUCGCCAACAACAGCAACAACCACCUCCGAUUAAACAACAAGCUGGUUAUACGAAAACGGCUGGAACGAUGAAUAAUAAUAACAAUGUCACUCCAUUCAAUGUUAAAUCUCAUCAACAAUCAAUGAAAUUCAAUACUCAUCCAGUACAAAAUAUGAACUAUGCUACACCUCCACCACCACUACAACAUAAAUUACCUACUGAACAAUGGGCUGCCCCACCAACGUCGGCAUUACUCCCGAAUCAUUUACAUAUGCAGCCACAACAUCAACCAACUAACUCAAUACAUAAUAUACAAUCUAUACCUCUUCAAUAUCAACAACCAAUGACUAAUAAUUUUAUUGAUUCUCACGAACAAUUUAUUCAUCUUCAACUUCAUCCACAAUCAAUGCCAACAACACCAUCACCAAUGCCAUAUCCUCAUGCAACGCAAAUAAUAAAUCCUCAUAUUCCAAUGGCAGCCUACAAUCAUCUUCAUCCACCACCGUAUACCAUUCCCAAUGGACCAACAUUUUAUCAACCUUCGCCGUCAUCAACAAAUUCUUUUCAACAACCAAUAGCAACGCCAUAUCAUCCUCAUCAUCCACAAAUAGUACCUGGCCUUCCGCCACAUGCACCUAUUGCUCCACAACGAACAGCUAAUUUUACAACAGUAAUUUCAACAACAAAUAAUAAUAAUAAUAAUCCUAACCAUUAUCAACAAUCAGCACAAUGUAUCUCACAAACUUCAAUGCAAACACAGGAAAUGAAUCUACAAGCAUUACAACAACGUAUUAUUGAACAGCAAAAACAUCAACAAACACCCAUAUCAAUUCAAAGACAAAUGAAUCGAUUACAUGCUGUUGAUUAUACUCAAUACGAUAUUCAUCGUUCGACACAACACAAUGAAAUUUCAGUAGGUGUGCAAUCCUGUCAUCACCCGUCCAUGAUUGUCGAUCAUCAACAACAACGACCGCCACCACAUGGAUUUUGA
This is a messenger RNA of Rotaria socialis, 3411 nucleotides long. NCBI's taxonomy places the organism in Eukaryota, Metazoa, Rotifera, Eurotatoria, Philodinida, Philodinidae. The record is from the annotation of a GenBank genome assembly.